AAAGAAAAAAAUUAUAAGAACCAAUAGGCUAAUGUAUGUUGCAUUAUGUCUCCUCUCUUCUGAGAAAAAAAAUAUGUUUAUUCAGACACUGAAAGAUGGAAAAGUGUUUAUUCAUCCUCCUUAUUGUCCUGCCGGGGAUCUGUUAUUCGUCAGAGAAUUUUGAUUUAGAUAAUGUAAACGUAGAUGCUACAACAAUCGCUACUACAACCUCUUCCUGGGUACCCAAUAGAGAAAUACCAGACUCUGGUUUUUUAGACUCUACCGCUGAUACAUGGGCAGAUAUCUAUGGAGAGACGACGACACCCUUUUCCACUACACCUACAACAGCAGAGGUGACUCCCAGUGUGCCGGGGGAACAUCUGGAUAUCAAAACUACCGAGCAAAGCUCAAGAGAAGUUGCUCCUGAUUCAGAAGAGGAGGAGGAGGAUAGUGAUGAUGACAGUACGAGUGAUUUAUCAUCAGCUGAGAUACGCAAGUUUACACAAGGAAUAAUGUCAUUCAGUGCUGAUCUUCUCAAACAAGUAGAUGUGGACUCCAACAAACCUAAUGUGGUCAUGUCGCCUCUUAGCAUUGCCCUAGGACUACUCCAGCUGUCACUAGGAGCUGGAAAAGAAACAGAAAAGCAGCUACGGGAGACGCUCCAUAUGGAAUCAGUGAAAUGUCUUCAUGGCAAACUUAAGGCCAUCCGAAGAGAGCUUACCAAGACCGCUCUGAAAGUGGCUACUCGCAUAUACAUUAAAAAAGAUUUUCAUGUAAAAAAAGGAUUUCUGAAAGCAUCUCAUAAGUGGUAUGGAUCAAAACCUCAGAAUCUGGACAAGAAUGUACAGAAGAAUCUGAACUCCAUCAACAAAUGGGUCAGUGAAGCAACAGACGGGAAGAUCACAAACUUUCUUACUCAGCUUCCAGCUGACCUUGUGCUAAUGCUUCUCAAUGCCAUACACUUUAAAGGAGUUUGGAGAAAUAAAUUUGACCCCAGCAUGACUGUUCCGGACACAUUUCACAUAAAUGAUCACCUCACAGUCCCAGUGGAGAUGAUGAAUGCUCAAAAAUAUCCACUCAGUUGGUUCAUUCAAGAAUCUCUGGAUAGUCAGGUGGCCCGAUUGCCUUUCAAAGGAAACAUGAGUUUUAUUGUUAUAAUGCCACUUACUUUUGAUUGGAACAUCUCUAAAAUUCUAGACAAUCUUAAUCAAUCUGAACUCUACAGUAGAUUCCCUAAGGAGAAACCAACAGUGCUAAGAAUGCCAAAACUAACGUUGGAUUUCAAACUGGAGCUCACACAGACUCUAACCAAGCUUGGACUUGGUCAACUGUUUACUAACCCAGAUCUAAAGGGUAUCUCAGAUGAGGCCUUGUUUGUGUCAAGUAUUCAGCACCAAUCAACUCUGGAGCUGAAUGAGGAGGGAGGGGAAGCCGCAGCAUCCACAGCUAUCCUCAUGUCUCGCUCUUUAGCCACAUACAGUAUCAACAGGCCCUUCCUAUUCUUCCUCUUUGAUGACAUAACAGGUCUACCUCUGUUCCAGGGCUAUGUCCGUGACCCUAACCCUAACUCUGAGAAAAAAAUAAAAGAGCAAAUCCAUUUUCCUGACCAUAAAAGUGGCAAAAAGGGCUACUUGCCAAAAUAGAAAAUCUGAACAUGACGAAGAGUUAACUCCAUUCUUAACAAAGAGACUGAGCACCGCAAAGGGAAAACAACACAAGACUUGCAUUGAAAAAAGAUGGAAAAAUCUGCAUCAUAUGUUACAUUAAAAUAAGCAACAACAAAAAAAGCAUAUCAAAUAAUAAUGUUGUGUGAUUAUCCUGAGCCUGUUGUGUUUUCCUUUUAUCAAUAUGUUUCUGGGUUUACAAAAUAGAACAUUUUAUUAAGACACUCUUAAGGGGCAGUUAUAGCUGAAACACUACAUGCUCGAAUUUAUCAGAGUGUGCAAUUUUAAAACUACAGACCCUGUAAUGCUAUGUGUUUAACACCCAUAAAGGAAAAAGCUGGGCCAAGUGACUAGCGCUGCUGAUUGGUCAGCUGCAGUUUCCACAUAGCAUUACAUGAUUGGUAGUUUUAAAAUGACAUGCUCUUACAAAUUACAAACAUUUUUAGACUAUAAUGGCCCUUUAAAAUUAACCAACUACCUAUUAUUGUUCUUAUUCACAAAUAAACUGUAAUGUUGUAGUUCAUGUGAACUUACCUUGUCUUUUCCUAUAGUGUGCUUAAGUGCUUCAAUUCUUUUGAAAAAUAGGACUACAUGAGGCUAGUUAUCAUUUAUACAUCCAGAAUGGAGAGUUUUGAAGAAUGUGUAUUUUUGUUUUAUACUGCACUGUACCAAGUAAGAGUUUCAUCACUUCUUACAAAUGCAUCAGGUAAAAACCUAGUGGCUACAGUGAUAUUUAUCAUUUUAUGUAUGACAACUGUCAGUUUUGAGUGUGGUUUAUUAAAAUCAUAUUGUAUAA
Molecule: messenger RNA, 2439 nt
Organism: Bombina bombina (fire-bellied toad)
Lineage: Eukaryota; Metazoa; Chordata; Amphibia; Anura; Bombinatoridae
Gene: SERPINF2
Product: serpin family F member 2
Exons: 8
Coding region: 96-1622 (508 amino acids)
Biological process (GO): negative regulation of endopeptidase activity; negative regulation of fibrinolysis
Molecular function (GO): serine-type endopeptidase inhibitor activity
Source: RefSeq, a predicted model, not a curated record